This is a messenger RNA of Brassica oleracea var. oleracea, 723 nucleotides long. RefSeq lists its product as uncharacterized. NCBI's taxonomy places the organism in Eukaryota, Viridiplantae, Streptophyta, Magnoliopsida, Brassicales, Brassicaceae. The record is from RefSeq and is a predicted model, not a curated record. The transcript has a single exon. Bases 1 to 723 code for a protein of 240 amino acids.
AUGGAUCCGAGUAUCAAAGAAGGUGUUCCAUUAUCAGACUCUUCUUCUUAUAGAAAGUUGAUUGGGAAGUUGAUGUAUCUACAUACAACGAGACCUGACAUCUAUUAUGCGGUGAACACUUUGUGCCAAUUCUCUCAUGCUCCUACAUAUAUUCAUCUCAACGCAUCAUAUAAGGUUUUGAGGUAUCUAAAGGGCACGGUUGGCCAAAGACUGUUUUAUCCAGCUGAUAACAAAUUUGAUCUCCAUGGGUUUUCGGAUUCUGAUUGGGCAGCAUGUAAAGAUACAAGAAGAUCAGUAAGUGGUAUAUGCAUGUUCAUAGGUGAUUCCUUAGUGUCUUGGAGAUCCAAGAAGCAAGACACGGUCUCUUGUAGUACUGCUGAAGCAGAGUUUCGAGCUAUGGCGCUAGCAACGAAGGAGAUGAUCUGGUUAGCUCGUUUACUUCUUGAGUUUCGAGUUUCAUUUCAACCUCCAGCUUAUCUCUAUUGUGAUAACACUUCGGCUUUACACAUUGCUAACAAUUCUGUGUUCCAUGAGAGAACUAAGUGGAUUGAGUUGGAUUGUUACAAAACUAGAGAGGUUAUUGAAUGUGGGUUUCUCAAGACCAUGUUUGUCAAGACUGGAAAUCAGCUAGCUGAUACAUUGACAAAGGCGUUGCACCUUGCACCGUUCCGAGACCUCAUUAGCAAGAUGGAAAUGACUAACAUCUUCAUAUCUCCAUCUUGA